Molecule: messenger RNA, 504 nt
Organism: Coffea arabica (coffee)
Lineage: Eukaryota; Viridiplantae; Streptophyta; Magnoliopsida; Gentianales; Rubiaceae
Source: RefSeq, a predicted model, not a curated record
AUGGAUGAGGCCGCCGCGGGAUGGGGUCAAACUGAACACGGACGGAUGCUCAAGAGGCAACCCUGGGAGGGUAGGAGGAGGGGGGUCUUGCGCGAUGAUACGGGACAGCUAUUGCUUGCUUUCUCCACAUCUUUUGGCAGCUGUACUAGCAUCCAGGCUGAGGCGAGGGCCCUUCUCUUCGGGGUUAAUUUGUGCCUUUCCCACGGAUAUGCGCGUGUGCAUGUUGAGGUGGAUUCAUUGGUGUUGGUUCAAAUAUUGAAACAGGCAUCUCGGUGCCCGUGGGGUAUUCACACAGAGUUUCGUAAUCUCCUCCAGCUUUCAUCCUAUUUCAUCAGUAUUUCCCACUGUUUCAGAGAAGGUAAUCAAGUGGCCGAUUGCUUAUCAAGUGUUGGUUGCAAUGAUGGGAGUGACAGAGUCUAUUAUCAGUUUGCAGAUCUCCCUGCUAGAGCCCGAGGGGCACUUAGAUUGGAUAGGAUUGGUCUCCCUUCCAUUAGAAAAUGCUAG